CAUAAGAAAAUUCAAACUCACAUUUUAUUGCUCUGGAACUGGACUUCCCACCACACCCAACUCUGAAAGAAACCUCUCAACCAGAAACGAUCUAAGGCCCUGUUUUGCUUUCCCUAACUCUAUCCACUCUGCUAAGCUUUGCGACAUUGUCGAAGGAGGAAACCUAGUUGUUGCCACCACAACGAUGUCCGAGACAUUCGGUUGUUUUGUACCUGAAAAGCAUCAUUGCUACCAAAAUUGCGUUACAUAGCUGUUGAUAUAUUUUUUCACCUCCGAAGAAAGGAAAGGAAAGAAAGAGCACAGAAAGUCGUUGCAGGAUUACGGCCUGAAAUGGCAAAGCGGUCGGAUUUUGCUCAGAAGCUGUUGGACGAUCUCAGGCUCCGGAAAGAACGCCUGGCCACAUCUCAGAGCUCGAGCCAUUCGCAUUACAAGGCAGGAGAUGAGUACUCUCUUCAUUCUCACGCAUGUCUCCUGGAUUCCGAACGGGAAGCACGAGAAAUUCCAGUUCAUCAGGCUUCUCGACUAGAUUAGGCAACCAAGUCAUCUAGAAGUUGAAUUAUAACAAAUUGACCAAACAAAUCGGGCCUUCUUCGCAGUCUCUCAAGCAUUAUUAGCAAGAUGCAUAUGGCUACUCUAGGCAAACAUACCAAGGAUUGACGCAGAAUAGGACGGGCGCCCCAAGAAGUGCAAAUGCUCACAAUAGGUCUAACGGAGGCCAGAAAUCACUCUACGGCGGAGAAGCUUCAAACCAGAUAGUUGCGUUCCACAGAGGCCAGGGUUCGCAGCAAAUAGGAGAUAUAUCCAUGGCUCUUGCUCUGGCCAUUGAAAAUGGAGGGAAGCACCGGAGGAUGGAUUUGUUGGGCAAUAGUUCAAUGCUCACUUUCUUGCGUCAGAUGGGCCAGGGCUCUUUGGAACUCAACCAGAUGGAAAGAGCAAACAGCAUGGAUCGGCACCAUUCGUCGACCGUCCGAGUCCCGAACCUCUCUCAAUUCCAUAUUAAAGAGAUAUCGAAGGGCGCACAGAAAUUGAAUCAGAUCCUAAGAGCUUGGUCGAAUGGAGCGAACUUGGAUAGGUAUUCAAUAGAAAUCGGAAAAGAGCUGUUGAAAGGGGCCAUGGAUUUGGAGGAGUCGCUGCGGAUGCUAGUGAACUUGGAAGAUGCUUCGGAAUUCACGACCACACCACAGAGGAAGAACCGCUUAGUCCUGCUUGACGAUGAUGAUGACGAUGACGACGAAGGAGAUGUGAUAAAGAGUAGUGAACAGAAGCAGCUUGUCCUGCCACCAAGGUUCUCCUUUGAUGAUCCGGCGAGACGCUCUAAAAGAAAUCAACAUGUUAAGGCCAUUCAGAAGCCAGCAUUGCCCAAUUUGACUUAUCCUGCAGAAGCUACAACUUUUCGCCACAAAGAGCAAACUCAAUCUCUCCUCAAAUCAGCUUCUCACAAGCGGUCAAUCAGCAGUGGCGAUAAUGCCCGAAACCUCACCCCACUCCAGGAACAGGUGAAUCUCUCCAAUUCAUCCCAAACGAAAUCGGAAAAGAGAAAAAUUUCCAAUGUUAUUGCUAAACUUAUGGGGCUAGAAGAAUUUCCGAAAAAUCCUGAUUCGAGAUAUACCCAAGAGAAAGAUAAGAGCUCCAAGCAGACGACCAACAGAAAGCUCCUAAAGAAGUCGACACAAGGGAUCACCGGGAAUGUUGACCCAAAGAGUACAGACACUCCCAAUCUUUCCGUGCCAUCCAUCAGAACGACACAGCCUGGGAAGAGCCUGUUGACUCAGGACAUCACCAAUGUAGUUCUGGGAGCAGAAAAGAGACUUGCCGCUAACAGCAUCAGAUCAGAGUUGGUCAGCUCGACUGAAAACCUUCCCUGGAAGGAAACUCAAAAGUUCAAUAGUGAAACAAAGAAGGAUCGAACAAACACUGACCUGUUCAAUCAAAACAGCGGAGACCAGAAGCGUAAGCAGGAAGCAGAGAGGAGAAGAGAUGUCAAAAUGAUGAGAGUACAAAAAGGCACAGACAUCCGGGAAAACAAGGGACAGGCCUAUUAUGACGAGCUGUAUCAUAUGGCGCCAAGAACACCAAGAAGAAAAGAAUUCGGACCAACCCUGCAAGAAAAGCUCGGGUACAAAGAAAGCAAAAUACAAAUGGAAAAGAGAAAUGCUGAUGUGUUGUCCCCAGUUCAUCCACAAAAGCCUCAAAGAGAUGGUAUUGAGCAAUCUUUUGUGCUGCAGAGACCAGAGCCUCCUGAAGAAAAGCAAAUGCGAGUAGAGAUGAAGAGCCCGGACAUGAGAUCGAAAGGAAGCGAAAUUGUCCACAAGACUUCACCAAAGCCUGUGCAAGAGGAAGUAUUAAGCUUCCAGAGAAAGAAUUCGCAUCUGGACCAAUUGAAACCUCAAAAGUUUGUUCCGGCAGAGCCUAUUUAUGAUGCGCAGGCCAACAAGCUUCCCAACCAAGGUCGACCACAAAACCGUGUCCCGAGAAGGGUGAAAUCUGAACUAGGAAAAGGGAGGAAUAAUACCAUGCCGGUGGUCGAGGAGAAACGCAUUCACGAACCAGCUCCGAGAGCAAGAAAGGUCACAGAACCACCGAAAAACAAGAUGCCUCAGAAGCUGAAUGUAGUGAAGAAAAAAAGUGGAGCCCUACAUAACUUGGUGAAGCCACUCCCGCAAGCUUCCUCUAGAGAAGAGGCGAAGCAGAUGAGGCAUGCAAGACCGGACGGUUCGGCAGAAACCGAACAAGUGAAAACCAAUAAAUCUGCUCGUGGAGAGCACAAUGUCAAAUCUUCAACAGCCGAAGCAAGCCUCCAGUGGCCGACUAAUGCACAUGAACUCCAGAAAGAAGCUGAACAGCUAGCUCCUGCCUAUACUCGCAACGUGGACGAAACCCCAGAGCUCGAGGAAGCACGAAACUUCCCGUACGACCUGAAUCAAAAUGUACCCUCUAUAAUCCUAAACGAUCCACACGUCAGCUCAGGAGCGUUCGGCAGAGAUGAAGAACUGAUGUCUGCAACGAUUAUCUCAGAACCGGCAGAUGGAACCACAGGAGCGACAACUUACACACAUGAUCUCGAUGAAUCGGAUGACUGGGACGUUUCGAAGUCGGGAAUUCUAGAAAAAAUGACGGAAUGCGAAAAGCGCCUCAAGCACAUCCUGAUGAAGAGUCAACUGUUCCUAAACACAGCCGAGGCACUUUUCAAGCUCGACAGCCCUACGGCCUUCCUACAUGUUGGUGACGAGAACUCGCACGUAGGAGACGACGACAAGCUCAUAUUGGACUGUGGCUACGAGAUAAUGAAAAGGAAGGGGAGGAAGCAAGAGCUUGCCGUCCACCCCUUCAUGAAGAUCUCCAUCUCCUUCGUGAGGGUGGAGACCUUCGACGAUCUCGUCCAGCAGCUGAACCAAAACUUCAACCAGCUGAAACUGCACGGAAGGAACGGGAAUCCCGAAUGCGAACCUGAGUACUACCUCCCUAGCAUGCUCGAGCUCGAUGUCAACGUCAGCGAUCCCGACACGAACUGCAUGUGGGACUUCGGAUGGAACAACGCCGUGUUCGCCUUCCUGGAAAAGGACGACGUGGUGAGAGACGUGGAGAAGCAGGUGAUCAGCGGACUCAUUGACGAGAUGACGAGAGAUCUUUUGAACGCCUGAGCCAUUUUCGCCCACAGCGGACCACUCGAGAAGGCGAUGCUUGAGGUCGCCAUUUCCCAUCUUUCCGCAAUCGGUUUCACUACAGAACCUGCCAGAGAAUGUCAGCUUCGAGAUUGCUGAAAAUGUUGCGCAUUGGACUUGGUUUUUGUUUCUCCUCUUUUCGACUUGACAUCUUUGAUGGGCAGUCCCGAGCGCUGGCCUUUGUUUUUGCCGAUUACCACUUGAAUUUUAGUGUUAGUCGUCGUCAUCGAAAUUGGUCAUGUAUCGAAUCUUUUUCGUUAUCUUUUUGUGAUUCAAAUGGUUUGUAAAGUUUUCUGAUGCGUGAAGAAUCGUACAUAGCUUGCAGAUGAUUGGCAUGUA
Eucalyptus grandis is the source of this 4001-nucleotide messenger RNA. RefSeq lists its product as uncharacterized. Bases 804 to 3641 code for a protein of 945 amino acids. Lineage: Eukaryota; Viridiplantae; Streptophyta; Magnoliopsida; Myrtales; Myrtaceae. The transcript is spliced from 6 exons. The record is from RefSeq and is a predicted model, not a curated record.